This is a messenger RNA of Pseudophryne corroboree (corroboree frog), 3141 nucleotides long. It is a transcript of the gene RXFP3, whose product is annotated as relaxin family peptide receptor 3. Gene Ontology annotation, molecular function: C-C chemokine binding; C-C chemokine receptor activity. Gene Ontology annotation, cellular component: external side of plasma membrane; membrane. The record is from RefSeq and is a predicted model, not a curated record. The transcript has a single exon. Gene Ontology annotation, biological process: positive regulation of cytosolic calcium ion concentration; immune response; calcium-mediated signaling. The coding region runs from base 508 to 1782 and encodes 424 amino acids. Lineage: Eukaryota; Metazoa; Chordata; Amphibia; Anura; Myobatrachidae.
UCAUAGCAAUGAUCAAUCAGCACCAUGGACAGGUCUAACACAGUCACUGCGCUUUGCAAUGAUCCGUCAGCACCAUGGACAGCCCCCACAGACGCUCUGCGCAUGACCCAGUCCAAGGCUAGCACCAGCACUGAAUGAUGAGGACUAUAAGUUAGAGGCAUGAACAACCCAUAUGGACUUUUGAACGGCGGAUAGACAAGCACGCACAUAAGUUCUGUUCCUACAUUGCACUAAGCCGCUGUGCUUGCCAGGUACUUAUUCUCCUGAUCACUGGCAAUGUUGGACUUUGUGCUUACUUAUGUAGAAAAUAAUUAAAGAAACCCUUAUAUGGUUGUAAUAAUUAAAUGUAGUAGCUUCAGUCUUGGUUGCGGUCCACGCCUGGGAAGGAAUACAGUUCACCUGGAAAGAAAGUGAGCAUUUUUUUUUUGUCUUUGUUGAUGUCGGAAUGGACUGGUUGCAAAUACGCACGGUGCUCACAGAUUCCGAACUGAGGUUUUGUGCCAUGGAAUGGGUGUCAGCUGUAACCUUACUUACUGCUCAGUAGCAGCCAACAUGCAAGAGGCAGAGCAAAGCGAUCUGCUGUGGAUAUUUCCACUCUUCUUUGAGGACAGGCAGUUGAACAGGACCAAUGACUCGCUGCAGGACUUCUUCAGGGGCUUUAACUUUGAGAAAUCGGACAUAGUAGGGGACAGCAACGCCAUAGUGAGGAUCAUGGUCUCCAUAGUGUAUUCGGUGGUGUGCGCUCUCGGGCUAGUAGGCAACGUGCUUGUGCUGUACCUCAUGAAGUCGAAACAGGGAUGGAAAAAGUCUUCAAUAAACCUCUUUGUGACAAGCCUGGCCAUCACAGACUUUCAGUUUGUACUGACACUGCCCUUCUGGGCAGUAGAGAAUGCCCUGGACUUCAGCUGGCUCUUUGGUAAAGCCAUGUGCAAGAUAGUCUCUUACGUGACAGCUAUGAACAUGUACGCUAGCGUUUUUUUCCUCACAGCCAUGAGUGUGGCCAGGUAUUACUCUGUGGCUUCUGCGCUGAAGUCCAAGAGGAGACCUGCGGGGUGCUCUGCCACCUGGAUAAGUGCACUCAUCUGGGUGUCCGCUAUUAUUGCGUCUCUGCCUAACGCAAUCUUCUCCACAACAGCCACUGUCUCCAGUGAGGUCCUCUGCUUGGUUAAGUUCCCAGUGAAGAAUGGAAAUGCCCAGUUUUGGCUGGGACUCUACCAUGCUCAGAAAGUUCUCUUGGGUUUUGUCAUCCCUCUAGUGAUUAUCACAAUUUGUUACCUACUCCUUGUGCGUUUCAUCACGGACAGGAACGUCAGCUCCUCCAGCGUCAAAAGGAGAUCCAAAGUGACCAAGUCGGUGACUAUCGUGGUGUUGUCGUUCUUCAUCUGCUGGCUGCCCAACCAAGCCUUAACCACCUGGGGGAUUUUAAUCAAAUUAAAUGCAGUGCAGUUUGGCUAUGAGUACUUCACCACUCAGGCUUACAUUUUCCCCAUUACGGUUUGCCUGGCGCACUCAAACAGCUGUUUGAACCCCAUUCUCUACUGCCUGAUGCGCAGGGAGUUCCGCAAGGCACUGAAGAACCUCUUCUGGAGGAUGACCUCCCCAUCUCUGACCAACAUGCGCCCCUUCACCGCCACUACCAAGCCGGAGCAAGAUGAGCAGGCUCAUGGUAUGGUACCCCUCAAUCCAAUUGAGCCCGAUGUCAUCUGCUAUCCUCCCGGUGCUGUCAUAUACAAUGGCAGAUACGAUUUGCUCCCCAGUAGCUCCAAUGAACGGCGUUAUUAACUCUGCGUAAAGUACUAUUGCAUUAAAUAAAGCGCACUGCCAAGAAGACGUUAGGGCUGAGAUUUUAAAAUCUUAUAUUUAAUGAGUGCCAUACACACACACACACACACACACACACACACACACACACACACACACACACACACACACACACACACACACACACACACACACACACAUGAAAUAAUUUAUGUUAGAAUUUAUAUGACACCAGUUAAUUUGAAUCAAUAAAAUAGCCAAACACAAGUUUAUUAAUAAAUGCAUACAGUAUGUGACAUUUUUAUAAGGUGCAUAUUAUGUAUUUACAACUUUUAAGGAGCCUUUUAUUUUUUUAAAGGAUCCUAGAUUAUUUUUAAAUAACCUGAAAUUAGCAAUUAUUACCUGGGAACAUACGUUUUCAAUGAUAUAUUUUAUAUAUACAAUCACAGUCAUUAUGGGUCAUGGAAAUGCACAGAUAUAUUUGUGCUUUGAUAACUUUAUGCAUCGUGCUUUUAAAUAUUUAAUUCAUGCAUAAGUGCCAUUGAAAAACUCUUUCUUACAGCAUCUGUAUGAGAGGGACAGACGAUGCCUAAUAAACAAGUGUGUAUUGUUGAUAUGUUACAGUGUAGACCCCUCAAGAAAUAUAUAUACAAUACCAAUCAUAUACUGUGGAAGGAUAUACUAGUGAGCAACUCCUAGGGUACUCGGUGUGUCUGGACAAUGGCAUUAGUGGAAAUUAUCUUAGAGCUGCAGUUGAACAGUGCAAAUAGGCACUCAAUGAGCCAUAUGCUCCCCCUAUCCCCCCACACAAAGGUUUUAUGAUCCUAACAGCCAUAUAAUAACCACUUAAAGGUGCAGGAUGCUGUACAUUGUUGUGGAUCGACAUGCAACAGUCGUUUUCUAGAAACACCUGACAUUUUCUAGUGAUUUCAUUUUUGAAAAAUAAAGAAACAAUAUUUUGUUAAGCCAAAUGUAAAUCUUUUAAUACACUCUUUUUUUCUUCAUAAAAAAAAAAAUACUCUCUUGGGAUUACAGUUUAUCUAAUGUACUUUUACAGCCUGUUUUCAUGCCACAAUCGCUGAAGAGUUGCUGGGAUUGUUUCAAAUGAUAUUAGAGUUAAGUGCAUUUAGAAAAUCACCAGGAGUGCUACUGUUAUCUGGAUACUAUCUCCUCCUCUAGUGUAUGUUCCCAAGGUAAUGGGGCUUAUGUUAUUCCCGAUGUUGGCUACAUUAUUUGGCUGUGUAUUUGUCACUUAUUGUCACCAAGAGAACCCAGCUAAGAUCAGGAUGUACACAUCUGGAACAUGUACUGUACUAUGAGAAAUGAAUGUCUUUCUAUGUUUCUGAGCAUUAUUUUAUUAAAAGUGCAUAUUUAUCAAAA